AUGUUGAUUACUCCUAGAGUUGACAAUCAGAAAUAUGCUCUAGUUACUGGAGCAUCUAGUGGGAUUGGUUAUGCUUUAGUUAAAGCUUUAUCGAAAAAGGGGUAUAAAGUAUUUGCAUGUUCCCCUAAAUCAGUAUCAUUUUUAAUGAAACCUUUAGCCGAAGAAUAUGGUGCUAUUACAUUUGAAUGUGAUAUAACUAACUUAGAAGAUAUCAAGCAUAGUGCUGAAUUGAUCAAAACUACUACCGGUGGUAAAUUAGAUAUCUUAUAUAACAAUGCAGGGAUCUCUAUAGGGGGACCAGCAAUUGAAAUUGAUGAAGGUCAAUUGGAUAAACUUUUCCAAGUCAAUGUGAUUGGACAUAUCAAUAUGACUAAACACUUAGCACCUUUGGUUAUUAAUGCUAAGGGGACAAUUGUAUUUACAAGUUCGAUAGCAGGUCUUAUCCCAUUGGCUUGGGUUUCGGCUUAUAAUGCUACUAAAGCUGCAAUUAAUAUGUAUGCUAAAACCUUACGUGCAGAAUUACAACCUUUAGGAGUUAAAGUUCAUUCAGUUAUUACUGGAGGUGUUGAUACUGCUAUUUGUGAUAAUAAUCGGGCCACCACUCUUGAUUCUGAUUAUUAUAAUGUUGAUGGAAUAUUUGAAAGUUUGAAUUCUUCAGCCAACAUGUCGAGAAAUAGACGUACAACAGAAGAUCCUGACGUUUAUGCUGAAGGAAUUGUUAAAAAGAUUACCAAUAAAGAUCCGGGUUUUAAUAUCUAUAAAGGUGCUAAAGCUUAUAGUGUUUACCUCGUAUCCCUUUUAUUACCAUUAUUUGUAAUUCAACACGGAAUUGCCUUCCAUUUCAAACAAUUGAAAGUUUGGUAUAACAUGAGAAAAGCUUUGAAAGCUAAAGAAUCCAAGAAAUCUAAAUAG
Molecule: messenger RNA, 912 nt
Organism: Yamadazyma jaroonii
Lineage: Eukaryota; Fungi; Ascomycota; Pichiomycetes; Serinales; Debaryomycetaceae
Source: the annotation of a GenBank genome assembly